Molecule: messenger RNA, 9055 nt
Organism: Onychostoma macrolepis
Lineage: Eukaryota; Metazoa; Chordata; Actinopteri; Cypriniformes; Cyprinidae
Gene: igf1rb
Product: insulin-like growth factor 1b receptor
Exons: 22
Coding region: 918-5096 (1392 amino acids)
Biological process (GO): positive regulation of kinase activity; positive regulation of phosphatidylinositol 3-kinase/protein kinase B signal transduction; positive regulation of MAPK cascade
Cellular component (GO): membrane; insulin receptor complex; axon
Molecular function (GO): insulin receptor substrate binding; phosphatidylinositol 3-kinase binding; ATP binding
Source: RefSeq, a predicted model, not a curated record
CGUGAUCCAGUCCGGGGUUUCGCUCAUAUCUUUCUUCAACGUAACGUUACCCUACUAUGUGUGUGAGUGCAUGAGUGUGUGUGUGUGUGUGUGUGAGAGAGAUCGAGCCUUGUUUACAGCGUCAAUUCAACGGAGAGAGACUACAGGAUCUACUCUACAUCCUUCACAUCUCCUAAAUGAACACAGAUCCGAUCCCUCACACAUAAUCUGUGUCCUCCAUUGCCCGCGUCUUGAAGGGAAAAAUCAAGGUCUGAAAUCUCAGACUGAAGAUGGUGGGAGGCAGAGAGAGACCAUUUUAAAGCCUGGACGGAUAUUAUUUGGCAUCUUUCUGAGUUUCUCCACCGAUUUUAGGCCUUUAAGAACGCUGGAUGAGAAGUGCUAGGCUUCUUGCAGCUGAUGAAGAUCACACACACAUAUAGGCACACACUAGUCCAGACUGAUUUAACCAGCGGAUCUAAGCGGGUUUCACUGGACUACAGCUAAAACCAGCCUGCCAGGAGACCUACAACGUGUUUUUCUAAAUUUUCCCAAGACAUGGAGCAUGGAAUUGCGGAUUAUCGAGCCGUUACGUGUUUUUCUGGGUUAUUUUCACAUAUAUCGAUGAGGAAAAGCUGUCAAAAAUAAUAUUAUACACGGUUAAGCAGCACGAGAAUCAGUGCAGUUGAAUCCGCCUCAUGGUGAGGGCAAAGCGGGCUGGGUCUGCUGGAUAAUCUCGCUGGGGUGUCUGGAGGGUCAUUUAUCCCAGCAAAAACACCACGAAGAUGGACGAAAUUGGUUUUGUUUGAUUAUUUCCAGCUGCUGUGUAUCUAUUUUUUUUGUUUUCACCCCCUCCAUAAGGAGGCACCAAGCUGGAUAAACCAACUUUGAUGAUAUUUUUUGUACUGUGAAGACUUCAAGCAUCAUCCACUUUAAAGGGAAUGAGGUCUAGCAGACAGAGGCGAUAUUGGACCUUGUUUUGUGGUCUGGUCCUGGUCCUCUCUACACUUUGUCAUGGAGAAAUCUGUGGUCCAGGCAUUGACAUUGGCAAUGACAUCAGUAAUUUCAAGCGGCUGGAGAACUGUACGGUGGUUGAGGGAUACCUGCAGAUCCUCCUCAUUGGAAGCAAAAACAAUAACAACCAGGAGGUCUUCCGCACCCUCAGUUUCCCCAAACUGACCAUGAUUACGGAUUACCUUCUCCUCUUCCGCGUAUCCGGGCUGGACAGCCUCAGUACUCUCUUUCCAAACCUUACCGUGAUCCGGGGCCGUAACUUGUUCUACAACUACGCCCUGGUCAUAUUUGAGUUAACCAGCCUGAAGGACAUCGGCCUUUACAACCUGCGUAACAUCACGAGGGGUGCGAUACGAAUCGAGAAGAAUCCCGAGCUCUGCUACCUGGAUUCUGUGGACUGGUCUCUCAUUAUGGAUGCUGAAAUUAACAAUUUCAUUGCUGGAAAUAAGCAGUCCAAGGAGUGCGGGGACGUUUGCCCGGGAAUCAUGGAGGACAACCCUCAGUGUAUCAAGACUAACUUCAACAGCAAUGACAAUUACCGAUGCUGGACUUCCAACCAUUGCCAGAAAGUUUGUCCGAAGUGGUGUGGCCAGCGGGCGUGCACGGACUCAGGCGAAUGCUGCCACCCGCAGUGCCUGGGCAGCUGCACUGUGCCCGACAACGACAGGGCCUGUGCUGCCUGCCAGCACUACUAUCACGAGGGCCGCUGCGUGGAGGACUGUCCGCUCGGCACGUACAAGUUUGAGGGCUGGCGCUGCAUCACCAAGGACUUCUGCUCCAAGGUCCACCUGCCUGAUUACGACCGUUUCGUCAUUCACGGAGGAGAGUGUAUGUCCGACUGCCCACCCGGCUUCACGCGUGAUGAGAACCGCAGCAGCAUGUUCUGCACUGCCUGUGACGGCCUGUGUGACAAGAUCUGUGAUGAAAAGGUCAUUGACUCGGUGGACGCGGCUCAGUCCCUCAAGGGCUGCACCGUUAUCAAAGGCAACCUGCAUAUCAACAUCCGCCGUGGCACUAACAUAGCCUCGGAGUUGGAGAACUUCCUGGGACUCAUCAAGACGGUGACGGGAUACAUUAAGAUACGUUCGUCACAUGCCCUGAGCUCUCUCUCCUUCCUCAAGAGCCUCAGAUACAUCCAUGGAGAAGAACAAUGGGAAGACAUGUAUGCCUUUGCUGCCUUGGAUAACCAGCAUCUCCAGCUUUUGUGGGACUGGUCCCAGCACAAUCUCACCAUUAAUGCUGGAAAACUCUAUUUCCGCUUGAACCCCAAACUCUGCAUGUCCGAGAUCCGCAAAAUGUGGGAGAAAACGGGAAUUAAGGAGAAGUUUUUGGAAGGAGAUUUCCGCAACAAUGGAGACCGUGCAAGCUGUGGGAGUAAAAUCCUUAAGUUCAUAUCGAAUACCACGAGUAGUAAUAGAAUCAAGUUGACGUGGGAUGGUUUUCGACCCCCCAACUCCAGAGACCUUGUCAGUUUUAUUGUAUACUACAAAGAAGCGCCUUUCCAGAACCUUACCGAGUUUGAUGGUCAGGAUGGUUGUGGAUCUGACAGCUGGAACAUGGUUGACGUGGAUUUACAGGAGGACCAAACCCAGAACCCGGGUGUUACGCUGUCCAUGCUGAAGCCCUGGACUCAGUAUGCUAUCUUUGUUAAAGCUGUAACGUUAGUCGUGGAGGACAGGGACAGGGACAAGGACAGACAGCGUCUUGGGGCGAAGAGUGAAGUGGUAUACAUUCAGACUAAACCAUCAGCACCCUCAAUGCCUGUAGACAUUCGUGCGUACUCUAAUUCUUCAUCAAAGCUGGUGGUGCGGUGGUCUCCACCUGUGUUCCCCAACGGAAACAACACCUACUACCUGCUCCGCUGGAAGCAGCAGGGCGAGGACCGCGAGCUCUACCAGCACAACUACUGCUCUAAAGAACUGAAGAUCCCAAUCAGGAUUUCAGCCACGGGUUUGACAGAAACCGAGGACACCAAACCCACCAAUCCUGAAACAGGGGGGCGGGACAAAGUCCCUUGUUGUCCGUGCCCUAAAACAGAGGAGGAUAUGAAGCGAAUCGAGGAGGACAUCUACUACCGCAAAGCCUUUGAGAAUUUCCUCCACAAUGCCAUAUUCACCCCCAGACCUCCCGACAGGCGACGGCGGGAUCUGUUUGGUGUGGCCAAUGCUACUUCCAUCCACACUCUGUUGGCGGGAAACUGGAACCUGACGGAGGGAAACUUCUCAGAUGAUGAGCCGCCUAGACAGGAAUUUUCCUUUAUAGAGAGGAAGGUGAAGGAGCGUAGCGCUGACAUCGGUGGCCUGCAGCCCUUCACCGUUUACCGCAUCGACGUGCACGCCUGCAACAAAGAGGUUCGGCACUGCAGUGCAGCCGCUUUUAUCUUUUCCCGCACCAAAGCGGCAGAUAGAGCCGAUGACAUUCCUGGCCCUGUGUCCUGGGAACAUCUGGAGGGUUCUGUGUUCCUGAAGUGGCCUGAACCGCAAAAACCCAACGGCCUGAUCCUGCUGUAUGAGAUUCAGUAUCGUCUUGGAACAGAGCCUGAGAAGCAUGAGUGUGUAUCCCGUCAACAUUACAGGGAGCACAAAGGGGUGAAACUCUCCAAUUUGGGACAUGGAAACUAUUCUGCACGUGUGCGGGCUACAUCCCUCGCUGGAAACGGGUCAUGGACAGAACCGAUAGCUUUCUAUGUGAAUCAGGUUAAACAAGCAAAUUAUGAGCACUACCUGUACUACACUAUCAUCCCGAUUUUCCUGAUUUGUUUCCUCGUCGCUGGAGUGGCUUUCUUCUGUUUUAACAAGAGACGAAACAAUGACAGGCUUGGAAACGGAGUCCUUUACGCGUCUGUUAACCCAGAGUACUUCAGCGCAGCAGAAAUGUAUGUGCCAGAUGAAUGGGAAGUGGAGCGAGAGAAAAUCACCAUGUGCCGAGAGCUUGGACAAGGAUCCUUUGGUAUGGUGUAUGAGGGCAUCGCCAAAGGUGUCGUCAAAGAUGAGCCAGAAACCAGGGUGGCCAUUAAAACGGUCAACGAAUCGGCUAGCUUACACGAGCGCAUCGAGUUCCUCAAUGAAGCCUCUGUUAUGAAAGAGUUCAACUGUCACCAUGUGGUGCGUCUGUUGGGUGUAGUUUCGCAGGGUCAGCCCACCCUGGUGAUCAUGGAGCUGAUGACACGAGGAGAUCUGAAGAGUUACUUGCGCUCGCUUCGAUCCGCUGAGAACACCUCCAGCUUGCCUUUGCCACCAUUGAAGAAGAUGAUUCAGAUGGCGGGAGAGAUCGCGGAUGGCAUGGCUUACCUCAACGCCAACAAAUUUGUUCACAGAGACUUGGCAGCAAGGAAUUGCAUGGUGGCAGAGGAUUUUACUGUCAAAAUUGGUGAUUUUGGCAUGACACGGGACAUUUAUGAGACCGAUUACUACAGAAAAGGAGGCAAGGGACUGCUGCCUGUGCGCUGGAUGUCUCCAGAGUCCCUCAAAGAUGGAGUAUUCACCACCAUGUCUGAUGUCUGGUCCUUCGGCGUGGUGUUGUGGGAAAUAGCCACCCUGGCCGAGCAGCCCUAUCAGGGCAUGUCCAAUGAGCAGGUACUGCGGUUUGUCAUGGAGGGAGGACUGCUAGACAAACCUGACAACUGCCCUGACAUGCUGUUUGAACUGAUGCGCAUGUGCUGGCAGUACAACCCCAAAAUGCGGCCAUCCUUCCUGGAGAUCAUCAGCAGCAUCAAGGAUGACCUGGAGGCGUGUUUCAAGGAGACAAGCUUCUUCUACAGCGAGGAGAACAAACCUCCGGACACGGAAGAGCUGGACAUGGAGAACGUGGGAACCAUGGAGAACGUUCCUCUGGAGCCGUCCUCCAGCCUGCAGCCCCUCGCUCCCUCUCUGGCCUCCCCUCAACAGUGCGCCCCUGCGUCCCAGGGCUCCACCACCCCGGCCGGCCCGUCCUCGCCGCCUUCCUCCCCCAGCUCCACGGACAAGCACCCGCUCCCCGCGUCUGCGGCGAACGGGCCCUCGAUGGUUCUCCGGAGCCCGUUUGACGAGACCCAGCCUUACGCUCACAUGAACGGGGGCCGUAAGAACGAGCGUGCCUUGCCUUUGCCCCAGUCGUCGGCUUGCUGAUCGACGGUUUCCGGACACGUCUCUGUCUGUCAAGCCACUGUGUGGUCUCCUGAGAAGAAAUAUGAAAUUAAGAGAGAAGGAAAGACAAAAUGGUACAAACUGAGAGUCAAUCUUUUCAGUCAUACCUCAACGGACAAAGCUUGGAUUUCUUUGUUUUUUGUGUAUUUCGAUUGAAUCGUUGAAUUGAUUGACAUGAACUCAUUUGUUAUUUCCACAGACUGGAUCACUGACUGAAAAACCAUGACCUUCACUCUCGCACUCGAUAGGCUGACUGUUUUUGUUACGUUUUGUUACUUUUCUAAACUUCCAAAACUGGUUUGAAGGCCUAUCAGAGCCAGUAGUGGUACGGUGGCAUUAUUACGGCACGCUCUGCAUAUCUCUAAGCGAAUCCAACGGCGAAGCACUUGUUCUUGUCUUUGUUUCCAAAGACGUGCGUCUAAAUUAGAGAUGUUUUUUCUUCCGCCCGUCUUAGAAGUUCGUUCCCAUGACCCAACUCGGAUCUGGGUACGGAGAUCUUCGGCUUCCGUUUUCUCCAAAUCAUCUGGCUGUGCAACUUGGUGGAGAAGAAAUUCUCAAAUCUGCCAAAUGUCUUUCUUUUCUUUUUUCUUUUUUUAUGUUGCCAAAUUGUCGUUUAAUUCCCCUUGCAUCCAUAUUCCUCAAAAUACACACAACAGUUUUUUUUUUUUACCCUGGUGAUCCAAACCUGCUUAAAGGAAUAAUUCACCCAAAAAUGAAAAUGUACAAAAAAUGUACUCGCCCUCAGGCCAUCCACGAUGCAGAUGUUUCCUCCUCGGAACAAAUUUGAAAAUCAUUACAUCACUUUCUCACCAAAGGAUCCUCUGCAGUGAAUGGGUGCCGUCAGAAUGAGACUCCAAACAGCUGAUAAAAACAUCUCAAUAAUCCACACCACUCUAGUCCAUCAGUUAACAUCUUGUGAAGUGAAAAGCUGCUUGUUUGUAAUAAAAAAUAAAUAAAUUCAUCAAGGUGUUUUAAUUUCAAACUGUUGUAUCCGGCUAAAAUACGAGUCCAUAAUAACACUUGCUCCAGUUACUUGUGAAUUAUUGUGAUGUUUUUAUCAGCUGUUUGGACUCUCAUUCUGACGGCACCCAUUCACUGCAGUGGAUCCAUUGGUGAGCAAGUGACGUAAUGCUACAUUUCUCCAUGAAGAAACAAACUCAUCUACCUGAGGGUGUGUUCAUUUUCAGCAAAUUUUGGGUGUACUGUUCCUUUAAAAACAAUCAAUAGAGAGAUAUUUCCCAGAUUCCCACUUUUCUUGCUUAGGGUUAAAUGUAUUUCGCACGGAAUACUUCAAAAGUCGAACAACAGAUGCAGCAGAUGUUAAAGAAACUUUAAAAGGGAUUCGGAUAAAAAAGAAGCUGAAAAGUUUUAAAAUUGUGGCUUUAUGGAGUUGAAAUGUUCACAGCAAUUCUCUCGCUUGGUUGUUCAGUCGUACGUCGGACCACAGAGCGUGUGCAUCGUUUGUCGAUCACUUUUGUACCUUUUUUACAGUUCAGAUUGAUCAUCUAUAUGUCUGUGCUAAAAAAAAGCUGCUAUUUUGUUAUUGUUUUUCUUUUGUGGUUGUAAUAUAUAUAUACAUAUAUAUAAAUGUAAAGAGAUUUUUCAGGUGUAAUCCUUUGCCUUUCCACUACAGUCCAUUUUAUGAUGCUUAUAGUUCUGCAAAAUGAGAAAAACAGUAGGGGGUUCAUCCUAACAGUUGAGUUUUGCAAUGAAAAUUUGUUUAAUCCCUUCUGUUUUGAUAGAUUAUCUCUCUUUAAAAGCAAAACACACUAUCUUCUGUCUUUAUGCCAUUAACGGCGGCACCCAGCGACGUGAUUCUGUAACAACUCGACACUGUGUCUCUCAUCACAUUAAUGCGCAACAAAUACUCUCAGGUCAAGAAUCCUAAAAGUUUCGGUCUCAGACCCCGAUGUGUUCUUGUCUUGCUAUUCAUUCCUCUUUAAUCAACAGAGUAUGACUUAAAAUUUGGCAAAUUUUGGAUUGAUUUCAUUGCUUAAACUUCGACUUCUUUACAUUGAUUGUUCAGCCUUAUUUGUGACUGAUCCUGCCGCCCUUUGAAGGCCCUGAUCUUAUAAACUCUGCGUUUCCUUCCUUCCGAGCAGAGCCUGAUAAACCAUUAUACAGAUAUGAUUCAGCAUAUCUCUAUGCAGAAGUUGUGUUUGUAACAUAGAUGACUUAUAUCGAUUUAAGAAACAGGUUUGACUAUGAGCGCCAGUUUUUGGGACCUUUUUUUUUUUUUUUUUUGAAGGAUUUUUCAAAGGAAAAACUCACUUUUUCUUUUUCCCCCAUCCUGGCCUUUUUUUCUUUUCUUUUUCUUUUCAUUAUUUAUUUUGAUUUCUUUUUUUUUUUUUUGUGAUACAUUUAUAAUCACUGUAAAACCUCCCCUUGAUUACAUUUUCGGUAUUUUUAUAUGCUUUUUUUUUUUCAUGACAUGGGGACUUUUUUUUUUUUCCUUCAGACAUUUAUCUACCUCACUCUUUUUUUAUGUACCUAUAUAUAAAGUACAUCUGACCUUUUUCAUGAAAAGGACAAUUUUACUGCUCUCUGUAUCUGGGUAAAACCUCAUAAACGCUACAAACCACAAUCUCGGAGUGGAGAAAUUACCGAGUUACGGACAUUUUGUACGACUAGCUGCUUUCUUUCCUACCGGAUCUUGCUUAAAUUUGUUUAUUAUUUAUUUGUGAGAUUAAACCAAGAACAGGUCUGACUCCAAAUGUGCUGGAAUGUUGUUUAAUGAUGUUUAAUUUAUCCAUCUUUUAACUUGGGGGCAAAGGUCACUAGAUGGAAUAAUUAGAAUGGAUUUAUUUUUCAGUUAUAUACUGGUUCUGGUCUCCUCUCCCUUUCAUGUCUCUGAAAUCCCACUGUUGGCAUUGUUCUGUUUUCCUUUUUUUGUUACGCAUUCAUUGGAAUUUUACAUUUGCAUCAGAAACCAAAUGUUCAUUGAAACAAAACCUUUGGGUAUAAACAGAUUUACAGUUUUUCGCUGCUGUCAGGUGCAUCAAAUGUGCAUUACGAAGAGUUGUCUUGAGUUAUAUGAAUAUUUUUUUAAUUAUUAGAAAAAAAAAUCAAAACAAAAUAUAAGCACGCAAAAUAGCAAACAAACCAUUUGGGUGUAAUUUAAAUGAAUCAGAUGUGAUAUAAAUGUAAAUGGUUGGAGAAAUGCUGGAAUUUUCUUCAUGUCGUAUUUCACACCAGUUUAUUGUUCAUGCAGAUAUUGAGCUGAUUAAACUGAAAUAAUAUUCUGUGAAAUAUGUAAAUCCAGAACAAGAUAUUCUUGUAAAUAUCCAGAAUUUUUCACUCAAAUAUCUUUAUAUAAGGGAAAUGUUUAUAAUUGCGAAGUGUUUUGGAGAAAAACAAGAAAAACGAUGAUCGUAUAGUGCUACCAAUGUUACGUCCUUCCAAUGUUGGUCAUUUUCCCUGCUUUUUUUUCAUGGUUUUUGUUACUCACACCGUCCUAAUGCUCCUCUCUGAGCCGUAACACCCGACCAAUGGCUGAUUUCUCAAUUCCAGAUCUGUUAACUAUGGGCUAGAUAUUCUCAGGGCUGAAGGUGGCCGUCAUAGGGACGGGCGCUCACUUGUACCCUGCUGCUGGAAACUGCUGCUCUCCAUCAUCUCACCAGAUGCUCGUUCUGAAGUCCAGACUGUUAAAGUGUGCUCUGUGAGUGUGUGAGGGUUGAGAGGAGAGCAUUAGAGGUGUUCCUGAUCUGAUGGAGCCAUCUAGAACGUGAAGAAGGGUUGGGUUGUGUUGUGUUUCAUGUCAUUUCAUUUCACUCCUUGAGCAUAAUGUUUGGUUGUUCAGUUGAGACGUGUUGGAUAUGUAUGUGUUGGUAUAUAAAGAGGGUUACAGAUCCAGAAUGGGAGGGGAGAAUGGAGUAAGUUUUGUGGUCCAAGUCUGUUCAAACCUGGCUGUUCUGAUUAAAAAAAGGCACUUAUUAACUUUA